Epinephelus fuscoguttatus (brown-marbled grouper) is the source of this 2476-nucleotide messenger RNA. RefSeq lists its product as uncharacterized. The record is from RefSeq and is a predicted model, not a curated record. Gene Ontology annotation, biological process: regulation of cell differentiation. NCBI's taxonomy places the organism in Eukaryota, Metazoa, Chordata, Actinopteri, Perciformes, Serranidae. The transcript is spliced from 5 exons. The coding region runs from base 36 to 890 and encodes 284 amino acids. Gene Ontology annotation, cellular component: membrane.
UUUCUCUCUGAGCCCGGGAUACGUCGGCUGUCAACAUGAGCGUCUCGGGGAUCCACCAUGGCGUGCUAAGGAUGUAUGGUGGAUUUAUUUUCAAACAGUGGAAGAAGAGAUUUCUGCUCCUGACAGCUGAGGGCAGUCUCCUUGUGUGCCACGAUGCCUCAUCUCCCCCCGACCAGCUGGUGCUGUUGCAGAGCAGCUGUGAGGCAAUCGUGGAAGGCAAAGAGAUCCUAGACCUGCCUAAGUUGCCCUCCGGUGGAAGUAGGGAUUGCUGCUUUGCCCUGAUCCUCCCCCAGAGCAAGUACCUGCUGCUGAUGACUGAGACCCCUGCAGACUGCAGUCAAUGGCUGAAUGUGCUGAAAAAAGUUAAACAGAGUCUCUCAUCACCUCUCAGUCCUUGUAAGCGACACCAGGUGCCACCACCACGAAUUACUCUCCGAGAUCUGGUGCCUGAGCAAAUCCUCGACAAAGAUCCACCAACUCCACCUGUCAGCGACACAGAGGCACCUUCCCCGGGGCCUAUGACUUGUGCUUCCCCGCGGGAGAAAGGCAGGAGUUCUCCUCGCACAAAGUAUUACAAAGGAGGCGUACAUUCACCAGGGUGUCUGCGCCACGGCACUAUCAGUAAUGCCCAAGCAGUGAGGGCGGUUUAUCUGCUGAUGGGAGGGGCUGCUGCUUCCUCUGCCAUGGGUUACCUAGGCGCAUGCUCGCUCCCUAAUCUGGAAGCCAAAGCUCCUGACCUGCCAAUCAACACGGAUUUCUCUGGCAUGGGACCAGCAGGAGCGUACCACACCGGCAGCCCUGCACUCGACUCCCCUCAUUUUAACAGCUUUGACUUUGAAGUGGCAGAUUCUGAUUUUGAUGCUUUUGAUUGUGGUGGAUUUACUUUCUAAUGAUGUGCUGCACGGAGGCUAUGGAUACAUGAUGCUAAAAACUUACCAAGUUGCUUUGAAAUUCAGUCAGUACUUCAACUGAUAACCAGUAACUGAUUUUUUUUUGUGUAUUGACCCAGUGAAACAAGUGUGAGCACAACAUUGAUCACACCUUGUUGAUAGAGCAAACUUGUUAGCAAACAGUUGCUUAUUUACACUGUGAAAUCAGUUAGGUUUAUCUUAGAGUCAGCAGUUACAGAGCAACAUUUGCAUUCAUUUGGAGGCGUGUCUCUGUCUCCAGGCAGAGGCUGUGAUCACCAAUUUACCAUUGGGGAAGGAAAUAUUUUCAAUGUACGCCUUCUGUUGGGCCAGGAGGGAAUUUCUAGAAAGUUAAACUGACCAUUUUAAAGUAUUUUGAAACACAAAUGUUGGACAACAUGUUAAACGUAUUGCUUCGAGCUGCUACUACAACAAUGGUUAGCAUUAGCUACACAGCUACAAGGUGGCCAUAAGGAAUCAUGAUUAACUGUUAUCAUUGUAAACUGAUUGUGAUUAUGUCCUUGCUUUUCCACUUGGCAAUUAUAAGUCCAAUAUUCACUUUCUUUCAGCCCUGUUUUUGGUCUCUGUCUGUCUCUUUAGUUGCUAAAAUGCUCCACAAAGUUCACCAGCUUAUUGCUAACUGCGUCUGUCUGCUGUUUGGUGCUGAGCAGUAAGUGUACAGUUGGUUUUUAGAGCUUUUUUUUUUGCUUCAACACACAUUUCUGGUAUAUUACUUUGUGACAUCAACACAGUAUUUGUACUUGUGAUCCUGACGAAAGAUAAAAUAGUCGCUACCUUGAUGACGUUUCAGAGUUGUAAAACCCAGAGUAUCACAGCCCGUUGUGCAGUGUUUUAAUGUGUAAUAGGCCUUUGCAUUAAUCUGUUACUCUAUCUGUACUUCCUGGAGUGUAUUUUAUCUUUGUCUCAUUGGUAACUAACUCUGAUGAGGGUUAUAUUAUAUCAAAUUAUUAUAUUAUAUUCAACACUUGAGAUUUUUUUUUUUAAAUUCCAGGAAUAUUUUGUAACAUUUAAUUUACAUUUAUUUGUGACCAAAAGUAUAACUUGUAAAAACAUAAGUGAGACAAAGUAGAGAACCUGUGUUGUGAUAUUGACACUUUGAUAAUUAUUGCAAAAAUAGUUUUGUUCAUAUUGCCCUCCCCUUAUGUGCACUAUUUGGUGCGAUAAUUACAUAAUCAACAAUAUCUGUGAUUGUGAUGAUAAUUUGUGAGAAUGCAAAUAUGCUCUGUAUGUGUUUGUCACAAAUGAACCACGUGUUACUAUGCUCUGGAUACUAAUGGCAGAUUUGCAACAUGACACAUUGUGAACUGUUGCUGCAUAAUGUUGUAGGAGUAUUCUCUUAUUUUAAAACCUUUGAUGGCUUUGCAUCAGAUUUUUUUUUUCGCUACAGUUAAACUCUGAUUGUGGACAAGCUAACGUUGCCUACUAAGGCUCUUCUGAAUCUCAGCAUCAUCCACCUUUGUGCAUGUACUGUGUUUCUUUCUAAUGUCCAGUUGUUACAGUGUUUUAUAUCUUUGUUAGGUUAAAAGCAGAUUAAUGUUAUGUUUAUU